This is a messenger RNA of Arvicanthis niloticus (Nile rat), 2472 nucleotides long. RefSeq names its product coiled-coil domain containing 138 (gene Ccdc138). Lineage: Eukaryota; Metazoa; Chordata; Mammalia; Rodentia; Muridae. The record is from RefSeq and is a predicted model, not a curated record.
CCAGGCGACCGCGGUCCGCAACCCAACCAUGGAGCGCAGGGUGGUCAAGCCACCGGGACAGGACAUGGUAGUGGAGCGUCUCAAAAGCCGCUACGGCCUGGCGGGAAGGUGCUUCGUGGAGGAAAAUGACAUGACUGGUGUGUGGUCUGCUUUGAUGAAUCAACAGCCUGAGCCUUCGAAUUUUGAUCAGACUAAAUAUAAAAGAAGAAUUAUGACCUCCCCAGAUGGCUUAGAUACUUACAGCUCUGGAGAUAAAGUUGGUUCACCACCGAGAUAUUACUCUGAUGAAAGGAAGCAUCCUCUCUGCAGUUCCUUCAGACAUUUAAAUGUGAACUGCCUAGAUGAUGACCUGGAUUCUUUUCGUGAUUUAAAGAAAUGGGAAACAGAAAAAGAAUUAAUUGAAGAUGAUUAUAGAGACAGUGCCUCCAAAGUAACAAAGCAGUCCUUUGAGGACACGGAAAACGAUACCCUGCUGACUAGCAUGGCCUCCUCAAGACUUCAGACUGAAUGCUGCAGUGGUUCUGUUGACACGCCUCUGAAGCAUGACAUUUACCCAAGACACACAGUGUCAAAGAAGCAGGGUUUGCUUCCACAUCAAAUAAAUCAAAUAUAUGAUGAAUUAUAUCAUAUACAUAUGAAACUGCAGUAUGAAGCUACAGCACAGCAGAAAUUCGCUGAAGAACUUCAAAAACGAGAACAGUUUUUAGCCGAACGAGAACAGCUGCUUUUCAGACAUGAAACCGCCUUGAGCAAAAUUAAAGGUGUUAAAGAAGAGGUUCUGACAAGAUUUCAAAUUUUAAAGGAGCAACACAGUAAGGAAGUUGAACACUUAACGGAAGCUCUUAAAGAAAAGACUAAAGAGAACAAGAGAAUGAAGUCCUCCUUUGAUACCCUGAGAGAACUGAAUGAUAACUUAAGAAAACAGCUAAAUGAAGUAAGUGAGGAAAACAAGAAGAUGGAGAUUCAGGCCAAAAGGGUCCAAGCUCGUUUAGAUAACUUGCAGAGGAAGUAUGAAUUUAUGACAGUACAGAGACUGAAAGGAGAUUCCCAUGCUGCUCAUGAAGUGAAAAGUUCAAAACAAGAGAAGGUACCAACUUCAAAACCUCCCAAGGUAGCACUCAAUGGACAAGUGUAUGAGCUGUUAACUGUUUUCAUGGAUUGGAUAUCAGACUGCCAUCUUAGCAAAGUGGAGCCUGAGGAACCUGGUGUAGACGGAGAAAAGCCACCAGUCAAGCCUUCCCAGAGAAAUGACAUUCAAGAGAAAUGCAUAAAGCUUUUGCCUAUGAUGACAGAGCAACUCCAGUGGAUGCCGCUGGUAAACGCCAAACUGCACCAGCCUUUUGUGAGGUUCAUCUAUUGGUGUCUGAGGCAGCUGGAUGCCAGCGCACAGCAUUCAACUAUGACGUCAACUUUGAGGAGAUUGGGAGAAGACAUAUUUAAAGGAGUUACAAUGAAAGGAACUCAGGAUAAUUCUUUAGAGCAUUCUGUAGAGAACAAAGCAAAGACAGCAAUGUUCUUCAAGAGCUCCAGCUUGUCACUGAGAUUCUUAUCAACCUUAAUUGUCCUCAAGACAGUCACUCAAGCUGACUACCUAGCUCAAGCAUUUGACUCCCUUUGUUUGGACUUGAAGACAGACGAAGGAAAAUCCUUAUUUUUGGAGUACCAAGCAGUUCCAGUAAUCCUAAAACACCUGAGAAUGUCCAGUAAAGGGCUCUUAUCCAACGCCAUCGACAGCCUGCUUCAGAUGACAGUAGAGUCAAAGUCCCUGCAGCCUUUCCUAGAAGCCUGUAGCAACUCUUUGUUUUUUCGCACUUGUUCUGUGCUGCUGCGAACCCCUAAACUUGAUCUUCACAUCCUGGAAAAGCUCAGCAUUAUCCUACAGAAGCUUUCCAAAAUCAAGAGUAACAAGAAGCUUUUUGAAGUUUUUACCAUUCACCUAAUGCUUCAGGAACUACAAAGGACAACACAUCCAGAGCACGCCUUUCUCUGUAUUAAUCUCAAUUCAACUCUGUUCAAUCUGGGUUUGACAAAAUGUAACUCCCUGGUCGCCGGUACAAGCCAUUAGAAAAGUGCGUGUGUGUGUGUGUGUGUGUGUGUGUGUGUGUUUGGUAUAUGUAUGUAUAUGUGUUCUUUAUUUGUAAAAGUGGAAAAAUCACUAAAUUACUCUACAGAGUAAAAUUAUCAACAGCAUCAUUUAUCAUGAAAGAUAUCUAGAAAGAUUUUUCAGCUAUGUAAAUGAGACCCAUACAUGGUAUGGAUGUUUUAGAAUAUUUUAGUUUAAGGUAAUACUAAUGUACAAGGUGGCUUUUCCAGAAUUCAAGGCAUCAGGGUCAGAAUUCAAAGCAACAGGGUUACACUUUGUAAAAAAAAAAUAUAUAUAUUUUAGGAAAAGUCUUUCUUGAAAUUAUGUGGUUAUUUGGAAUAUAAUUUGUCCUUAUGUGGAAAUAAACUAUGUUAUCAUUUUUCCAUUAA